UGCACAUCACUCAACUCCACGUACUCUAGUAACCACAGUAGGACAAACUACAGCCAGUGAGAAGAGGGGAGGAGAGAAAUUCAACAACUCAACUACGGAGAGGGGGGACUCAUACCCAGCCUGGUAAACACUGGACAAUAACCGCUGGAGUCUGGAAGAGUGUUGUGUUUCAAUAUCAAAUGCAAAACUGACGGUUAACAUCUGAUUAGUCUGAGAAGGAAGCAGGACCAACACGGAGAGCGCAAGAGAAAGAAGUACAACACUGAGGCGAGAGCGUGUUUGUUGGAUGUGGAGCCGUUUCCCUAGGCUGCAUACAGCUGCUUCCUCCGCUGAGAAUAGCGCAAGAGACCUACCGGAUCUGCUUCUUAGCAAACAAGAUUUCAUCAAAGAAUGUAAAGCUGGACAAAGCCAAAGUUCCUAGGAGGUGAAAAGGAAGAGCCACAUUAGCACAAGAAAAAAAAGUAAUCAAUCACCCGUUUCCUCUAUGUUGAAAGACCUCUCUAUCACUGGGUGCGCUUGACACUUUUACACAGGAUUCUGCCGAGUUUGCCUUCUGUUCUGCUUCCUGGUGAUACACCUUUGAUUGGAUUGGGAAAAAAAAAUUAGCAAAGAGCCACAUAAACGUGGGCUUGAGUAGCAAAACCUGGGGAGAUGGUUGACUCUGAUCUAUUUUCCCUCCUGGGAGUUUGGAGGAGUGGCAGAAGGGGUCCUGGACUGAGAGUGAAGGCUGAAAGAAAGAAAGAAGUGAUAUUGUUUGUAUGUGUUCUGCUGCAAGUGUUGAGUGAUGUAUCAUCACAACCGGAACAGCAGUCACCUUGUCCAACUUCUUGUGAGUGCUUUGAAACGUCUAGGACUGUUACAUGUGAGAAAAAGAAUCUCCAUGCUGUGCCCCAAAACAUACCACCCUAUGUACAGAACCUCUCCAUUGCUGGCAACAAUAUCAGUACCUUGAAUGGAGCAUUCACACAACAGCAACCCUUAUCAGAACUUUUAAAUCUUGAUCUUAGUGACAAUCACCUUCAAGAAUUGGGAAGCAAUGUUUUCAGCUAUCUACCCAGCCUCACAUAUCUUGACCUCAGUAACAAUGAACUGGGGACAAUGAGUAACUUGUCAUUCCAAGGAGCUGGAAGUGGCAGUAUCCCACUAAAGGAGUUAAAACUCAGCAACUCUUUUAAUAAUGAAUUGUUAAUCUCCAUUCUGGCAAGGGCCUUCGUGACUGGAGCACCAAGCAAGCUUGAAAAACUAGAGUUAGCUGGGAAUGACAUUUUAUUUCUUCCCUAUGGUAUGUUUAGUCCAUUGCCCAACCUCAAACACCUUGACCUGAGCAAUAAUUCCUUGACAAGCUUGUCAGCAGAUAUCUUCAAAGAUCUCAGCCAUCUCGAAACUCUGGAUCUUAGCAACAACUCUCUGAAGCGCUUGAGAAAUUCUACAAGUUUUGAAUAUAUUGGCCAACAAAAUAUGUUAAUCGAUCUUAACAAUAACAGCUGGGACUGUGACUGCAUGAUUGAAGAUUUUGCCAUUUGGCUUAAAGAGACCAAGUCAGUGAAAGAGACAUCCGGUCUGGUGUGUGAUUUACCAGAGAAUAUGAGGGGCAGAGCAAUUGUUGAACUUAACAUAUCAGAGCUAAAAUGCCAGGAACCAGAUGAUGACACCAGCUUGCAAACCUCCUAUGUUUUUUUGGGCAUAGUAUUAGCCCUCAUUGGAGUGAUCUUUCUGCUGGUUUUAUAUUUAAACAGGAAAGGGAUUAAAAAAUGGAUCUAUAACAUCAGAGAUGCAUGCAGAGAUCACAUGGAAGCUUACCAUUACAGAUAUGAAAUUAACGCGGACCCCAGGUUAACGAAUGUGAGCACAAAUUCAGAUGUAUAGAGACCAGUUUUUUAAAGCCAGAGCAACACUUCAACUAUGCAUGAACCAGACAUAAUGACGGUGCAUCCAAACCCUGUGCUUGCUCUCAUCUUCACUCCCUGCUGGACGGCAGCAACAAUAAUACAAUGUCUCCAUGCAGGACUUUUGAAUGCCUCCAUCUGACUGUGAAGUUUAUUGCUGCAUUAUAAUUAACUUUGCAUUGCAGACUCUGACUCUCGCAUGCUGAAUAUCCGUGCAUAAGAGACCCUCUUGACUCUUUCUUCUUUGUUCUUAUGGGAUUAUUCUUGUGAAAGAGAACUCAAAGGCUGGAAUAAGUGCAGCAAAAACUUUUUUUUUUUCUCUUUUCAGAGUUUCUUCAUUACUACACCCACAUGCCAACCUAGCAGAUUACCAUUCAACAGCAGCCUCAGAUUUUCUUUGGAGCAAAUGUUUACGUUUGUAGGUCGGCAGAUCUUUGCAUGUACAACAUGGGAGCUCUUACAGUAAAAUAGCAUGUACAAGCAUUUCUUCCAUUACAAAAUCACAAUGGAUAUAUUUACACAGUAAUGCUUUUGCACUGUUUUUUUAUAAAGAUAACAAAAUGCAGUUUAUAUCCAAGCAGAUUUUUGGUAAACUGCCCAGAACUUUUAAUAGUAACUAAUGAAAUAAAGGUUAUGUUAAAUUAAUUACCGUUGUGUUGACAUUUUCUGCCAAAUAAUUUUUGUACUUUUUUUGUAUUUAGUAAAAUAAAUUGGGAACAUUCUUGUUGAAUACUAGUGAUGCAUAGAGCUACAAUAUUUUAGUGCUUUAAUGUUCUUAUUCAAUAUAUUGCUUACCUGAAUAGAAAAAGGAGUCUCUAAAAGCACAAUACAUAUCAGUAUACACUGUCCAAAAAAACUCUUUUGCAUUUUAAAUGUAUUUACACAUUUUUUGAAAUGCCGAAAUUAGAAAAAAAUAUAUCCAGCUAUUGCUUUUGCACGUUGCAUUUUUAAGGCAUUUCAUGUCAGUAUAAUAAAUUCCAAGCUGAGGGCAAAUUCUUAUUUUCUAAACAGAUCUUUUCAGUUUUGUAAUUGAUGAUUAGACAGUUGUUCUGAUUUCUUAAUACGUUAUUUUUGAAUUCUCAACUCAAAUGGUCAAAUAUGCAUGAAUAACAAUUUUUUUAAAAAAAAUGGCACAAGCUAUGCAAAUAUGUGUGCAUGCUUCUGUGUAUUUUAAUGUAAUAAACUUAGUGUGGAAUCAUAUCUUCAGUACAGCUUAAUUUAGAAUAUGUUAGGAAAAACAUAUGUCCUCAAUCAUUGUCAAUAAAAUGUAUGACUAGAUUGCUAAGUUGUCCAUAUAUAUUGAACUGUUCAUUUUAUAGGUUACAGGGAUGCUCGGGAAAUUCAUGGACCCUCAAGCUUUGUCUUAUAAGUUUUAUUUAUUUGUAGGAAACCUUGUACUCUACAGGUCAACUUGUUUACUAUUGGUCCCAAAUGAACUAUUGUUAUAUACAGACUAUAUGUACACAACACUUUUAUUUAACAUUGUCAGCAGCAAUAAAGGCAAGUAGGAUAUUA
Molecule: messenger RNA, 3401 nt
Organism: Xenopus laevis (African clawed frog)
Lineage: Eukaryota; Metazoa; Chordata; Amphibia; Anura; Pipidae
Gene: tpbg.L
Product: trophoblast glycoprotein L homeolog
Exons: 3
Coding region: 652-1866 (404 amino acids)
Biological process (GO): negative regulation of canonical Wnt signaling pathway
Cellular component (GO): plasma membrane; membrane
Source: RefSeq, a predicted model, not a curated record